UUUUUUUCUCCUUUUCUUUAAUUUCUUUUCCAUUCAUUAAUUUCUUCUUAUUAAUCAUUUGAAGAGGAAAAAAUAUAUAAUCCAUUUUUAUAUAUAAAAAGGGACUUUAAAACUUGAUAAGAAAAUUUAGAACAAAAACAAAACAAAACCAAAAAAAACAAAAGCAUAAAAUAAAAUAUAGGAAAGGAAUCUAUUCUACUAGAAUAAAACUAACUAAAAAUGGGACCAGCUGUUUCGACUUUAAUACAUGAUGUAUCUACUAUGCUGUUUGACAGAAAUUUUUCACAAGACGACGUCACCCAGCAACUUCCGCUUUUUCAUUCUGCAAAAUUUCCUUAUAUAAGUUUAAACGAAUCCCCUUCUUAUUCAGAUGAACCUUCCAUGUCUUCCUCCAUUAUUCAAACACCUUUAGUAAAAGAAGAUGCUACCCUAUAUAAACAAAACGUUUCUGAAAUUGCAUCAAAAAUAAUACCCAAAAGAGCUUGGUCAGGUUAUCAUCUUUUUCAAUUAGCCAACAUGAAGGGAGAUCCUUCACAGCCGCCACGAAUAAUUAAAACCCCUAGAUUCCGAUCCACAGGACAUAAACUAGCAUCCAAUCUGAAUACAGUCAAUUCAUCAGCGCCCUCAUUAUCUUCUACUACCUCACAACAAACGAAGCCGUUACUAAUUAUAGAAAAUACGAUUGAUACCGAAAAAGGAAAAGAGCCUGCAGAGAUGGAACAACUUAUUUCUAUGAUGAAAAACCAUAAAGUGUCGGAUGAUACAGCAUCAUUUGAUUUUAAUUUUGGGUUAAAUAACAACAAUAAACCCUUAACACCUAUACCCUCACCUCAGUCAGCAACAACAAGUUUUAUUCCAUCUCCUGAAUUCAAGUUUUCCUUUUCAGCCUCUAUACCUAAUACAAAUCAUCAUUACACAUAUGGUUAUAGUACAAAUACGACGAUUCCUAAUGAAGAAGAAGAUGAAUAUGAUGAUGAUGAAGGAACAGAAAAUCAUCUCAAUAACGAUACACUUUAUAUAUCAGAACGAAAAAUAUUACCUUUACCAAAACCUCGUUGGAAAAGGCAUCAAGAUAAAUCUACAACUACAAUCGCUAUUCGAACUCAAGAUGGAUCUACGAAUUAUCCUUUUAAUAGAGUCCAAGAUGCUAAUAACACAAGUCAUUUAUUUAAUAGAAUACCAUCAUCAAAUAUAACUCUAAACGAGGAUAUGAGUAAUAUCAAGAAGAUGAAAUGUUCUGCUGGCAAUAAAGUGAUUAGUAAUAAACAACGACAAAAAGUGGAUAAUAAAAGGAAAGAAAGAAACUGGCAAGAUAACGUUAGUAGUAGUAGUACAACUGCAGAAGUGACAGAAAUUCCCAUUUAAUCUAAAAUCAUCUGAAUCUAUGAGAGAACGGAUAAAGACUAAAUUAAAAACAAUUCAAGCUACAAAGGGAACUUCUGUCAGUACUGCGGUAGUCACCAUUCCAUCAGUCACAACAAAUUCAACUAAAAAAUCAAUAUCACAAAAGAAAAAGCCAAUAAAGAAUCAAACAGAGACUAAUAAAGGACAAAAGAAAAUCAUUGCUCC
Cokeromyces recurvatus is the source of this 1569-nucleotide messenger RNA. RefSeq lists its product as uncharacterized. The transcript is spliced from 5 exons. The coding region runs from base 220 to 1365 and encodes 381 amino acids. Lineage: Eukaryota; Fungi; Mucoromycota; Mucoromycetes; Mucorales; Mucoraceae. The record is from RefSeq and is a predicted model, not a curated record.